AUGGCACCAAAGAAGAGUGCCCCACAGGCAAAAGGAGGCAAAAUGAAAAAGCCCGCAAGCAGCAAGGUCCAGAAACGGCCUGCGGCGGCGAAGGCCGCGCUGAAGCGACCAGCGGCCAUGAAGCAAACACCAGCAAAGAAGGCCAAGACCGUGGCCACGGAUCCAGUGCUCCAGGAGCUUCGAGCCUGGGUGGUGAAUCUGGAGCGUCGUCCCGACAGGUGGAAGCGCGUGGCGACGAUGUUGAAGAAGGAGCUGCCUUGGUUGUCCUUCGAGCGCUUCCUGGCUUCGGAUGGAUCGAAAAUGACGAUUCCCGAAGAGGACAUCGCUGUCAAAUGGAGCACAUCCCGAAAUGCACUCUUUGCUGACUACUUCGAGUGGGUGUUCGAGGAUGGCAGCCCAUGGAUGUGGGCUGCUGAUGCUCCAGAAGAAGAUGACAAUUGGAUUUUCCAUGAAGACGGGCCUGAAUUCAGCUAUGUGCGCGAUGCACCAAGCUUCGAUGCUCAGCCGCCUCGAAAGGGGACUGUGACGAAAAAGUCUACGGGUGAGAAGUUCCAGGUUCGGCUGUCUUUUGCACAGCGGUUCCGCGAUGGUCAGGAGCAGCUAAUGUCUGGCGGAGAGCGUGGCUGCGCCCACUCGCACUUGCGCCUUUGGCGCCUUGCCGCCGAGCGAGAGCAGCCCACACUGGUGUUGGAGGAUGACGUUCACCUGACCUUUGAUCGUAAUGGCGAUCUAGGCAAGAUGAAUGGCAAGGUUUUCACCGACCGUUUGACGAAAGCCCUGCAGCGAGUACCCUCAGACUUUGACGUGGUGUACUUGGGCUGGUCUGGAUGGCGAGGUGGGAACUUCAUGCACAUGCAGGAGUCUGAAAGCACGCUGUCGGCAGAGGACCGAAAGUUCGUCCAGAAGGCAGAGUACGUGUGGACGACUGUUGCAUAUGUCCUCUCGCAGGCUGGUGCAAAGAAGCUGCUCUUGGCAGCCAGCUCUUCUGUCAACCAGCCGGUUGACAACUUCAUGGCAUACGAGGCCAGCCAGGGAAAGCUGAACUCGUAUGUCUGCCUAGACGAGGGUGACGAGGACAGCACGUGGGCUGGUGGAAUCGUUGAUCAGUUUGACUUCCAGGGAGAUUCGGACAUCAAGAAGUCUGAUGGUGGCCAUCAGGGAGAUGAUGCCAAUGAGUUCGCGACGUCCUAA
Messenger RNA from Symbiodinium necroappetens, 1191 nucleotides. The record is from the annotation of a GenBank genome assembly. NCBI's taxonomy places the organism in Eukaryota, Dinophyceae, Suessiales, Symbiodiniaceae.